UCUGAGACCAGUUCAUAACCUCAAAGAGACGGCGUUCUCACAUUGUAUCUGCACGCGUGCUGCAUAAUAUUUUGGUAGUCAAAAGCAGCAGUAGACAUUAGCUAUCGUCGAAUGGCUUGUUAGUUCGAAACAUAGAUCGAAAUUGCUAAUAGUGUAGUUUGAAUACAAAGUUCUCCGUAGGCAAGCUGUCAAGCUAAGUGAACGAAAUGUCCGACGUUGAAAUGGGAUCUCCGACCAUCAAAAAAGAGAAGAAAAAGAAGAAGAUUAAGCAGGAACCUGGAGUCGAAAAUCUUGGUGAAAUUCAAAAAUCUGGCGAGUUCCAGAUCAAACCAUCGGAGGCGAUUGCUAAGCUGGAAACUUCGAAAUGGCCUCUGCUGUUGAAAAAUUUUGAUCGGCUAAAUGUCAGGACCAACCAUUACACCCCGUUACCAUUCGGAUCUUCACCAUUGAAUCGAAAAAUUAAAGACUACGUGACGUCAGGCUUUAUCAAUUUAGAUAAACCAUCCAAUCCCAGCUCGCACGAGGUGGUCGCCUGGAUUAAGAAAAUUUUGAAAGUUGAUAAAACUGGACAUUCAGGAACAUUGGAUCCGAAGGUUACCGGAUGUUUGAUCGUCUGUAUCGACAGGGCGACGAGAUUGGUGAAGAGCCAGCAAAGUGCCGGUAAAGAAUACGUUGCCGUCUUCAAGUUGCACUCGGCAGUGGAAUCCAUUGCAAAAGUACAUCAAGGUUUGGAGAAGCUUCGCGGUGCAUUGUUCCAGCGUCCUCCAUUAAUAUCGGCUGUCAAGCGUCAGCUUCGCGUCCGUACCGUGUAUGAUUCCAAACUGCUGGAUUACGAUGAACAGCGUAAUAUGGGAGUAUUUUGGGUAAGCUGCGAGGCAGGAUCAUACAUUCGUACUAUGUGCGUGCAUUUGGGCCUUGUCACUGGCGUCGGCGGUCAAAUGUUGGAACUUCGGCGCGUCCGGUCCGGUAUUCAGUCGGAAAAGGAUGGAAUGGUAACCAUGCAUGAUGUUCUGGAUGCGCAAUAUCUGUAUGAAAACCAUAAAGAUGAAUCCAUGCUUCGAAGAGUCAUUAAGCCACUGGAGGGACUGUUAGUCGGCCACAAACGUAUAAUUAUGAAGGACAGCUCGGUGAAUGCUGUGUGCUACGGUGCUAAGAUAAUGAUCCCAGGCGUUCUUCGCUACGAGGACGGCAUCGAAAUUGAUCAGGAAAUUGUGAUUGUGACCACCAAAGGUGAGGCUAUUGCGCUUGGUAUCGCAAUGAUGACGACAUCGACAAUGGCCAGCUGUGAUCACGGUGUGUGCGCUAAGAUCAAACGUGUUAUUAUGGAACGGGACACGUACCCUCGCAAGUGGGGUUUGGGCCCGAAAGCUUCCAUGAAGAAGCAACUGAUUGCUAGCGGUAAGUUGGAUAAGUACGGCAAACCAAACGAUAAGACUCCUCGGGAUUGGUUGACUGGUUAUACGGAUUUCAACAAGCAAUUGCCCAAACCAAGUGAUAGCAAUGGAGCCACGGCGGAAGAUGAUAUAACUGGUGGAAAGCGCAAACUGAGCAUCACAAGUGUGGCGGAUAACUCAAUGGAAACUUCCGCCGUCGAAGCAGAUGCCGGCGAGAAGAAAAAGAAAAAGAAGAAAAAACAUAAGAAGGAUGACGAGGCACCUGAAGCACAAGAAUCCUCCGAACAAGCUGUAGAAGCAGAUGCCACCGAAGAGCCCUCCGAGUCCAAAAAAGAGAAAAAGAAGAAAAAGAAGGACAAGAAAAAUCAAGAGGAAGUCGAAUAAAAGGUUCCCCAAAUCUCCAACCAAACGCUGAUCCUGAUUCAUAUAUCCUAUUUGGUGGUUGUUUAGAUUUCUCCUCUGCUAUAGAUAUUUGCCAAGGAAAAAAGCGAAUGUCUAUCAUCAGCAGUGAAGAAUCUAAUACCGGUCAACGGCCGUUUUUUCAAUGAAAAUAGAGAUAAGGCUUCGAAGGACACUGAAUUCCGUUGAUUUUUUAAGAAGUUGAUGUUUCUAGAUUUACUUAUUUUACAAGCGGAAAGAAUGAGUGAAGCAUUCGUCAGUCUCUGACAUUUUCGUUUAUUAGUGGUCAAUAGUGAUAUGCAAUCAUUUCUCACACUAAAAAAACUAUAUGGCAGUGAAGCAGGAUACCUACUUUAGAAUAGGUACUUCUAUGGAUAUGGCUUUGCAACUGAAACAAAGUCUGUUUACUUUUACACGUAAGAUGAAUACAGAAUUAUCUAUGCUAUUUGUAAAAUUUA
Messenger RNA from Toxorhynchites rutilus septentrionalis, 2251 nucleotides. It is a transcript of the gene Nop60B, whose product is annotated as H/ACA ribonucleoprotein complex subunit 4. Bases 207 to 1778 code for a protein of 523 amino acids. Lineage: Eukaryota; Metazoa; Arthropoda; Insecta; Diptera; Culicidae. Gene Ontology annotation, biological process: rRNA pseudouridine synthesis; mRNA pseudouridine synthesis; box H/ACA sno(s)RNA 3'-end processing. The transcript has 4 exons. The record is from RefSeq and is a predicted model, not a curated record. Gene Ontology annotation, molecular function: RNA binding; pseudouridine synthase activity. Gene Ontology annotation, cellular component: box H/ACA snoRNP complex.